This is a messenger RNA of Microthlaspi erraticum, 864 nucleotides long. NCBI's taxonomy places the organism in Eukaryota, Viridiplantae, Streptophyta, Magnoliopsida, Brassicales, Brassicaceae. The record is from the annotation of a GenBank genome assembly.
AUGGAAGGCAAAGAAGAAGAUGUUAGAGUCGGAGCUAACAAAUUCCCGGAGAGGCAACCGAUCGGAACAUCGGCUCAGAGCGACAAGGACUACAAGGAGCCACCACCUGCGCCGUUGUUCGAGCCAGGCGAGCUUGCUUCGUGGUCCUUCUGGAGAGCCGGAAUCGCUGAGUUCAUCGCGACGUUUCUGUUCCUAUACAUCACUGUUUUGACCGUUAUGGGCGUGAAGAGGGCACCUAACAUGUGUGCUUCCGUCGGAAUCCAAGGAAUCGCUUGGGCUUUCGGUGGUAUGAUCUUCGCUCUCGUCUACUGCACCGCUGGUAUCUCCGGUGGACACAUCAACCCAGCUGUUACCUUCGGAUUGUUCUUAGCCAGGAAGCUUUCGCUCACAAGAGCUGUGUACUACAUAGUGAUGCAGUGCUUAGGAGCUAUCUGUGGAGCCGGUGUGGUCAAGGGUUUCCAACCAAAGCAAUACCAAGCUCUGGGCGGUGGAGCUAACACCGUAGCUCCUGGCUACACCAAAGGAAGUGGUCUCGGAGCUGAGAUUAUUGGAACUUUUGUUCUUGUUUACACGGUCUUCUCCGCCACCGAUGCCAAGAGAAACGCUCGUGACUCUCAUGUUCCCAUUCUUGCACCACUCCCUAUCGGAUUCGCUGUGUUCUUGGUCCACUUAGCAACCAUCCCCAUCACCGGAACUGGCAUCAACCCAGCUAGGAGUCUUGGAGCUGCAAUCAUCUUCAACAAGGACAACGCUUGGGACGACCAUUGGGUCUUUUGGGUUGGACCAUUCAUUGGUGCUGCACUUGCUGCUCUGUACCAUGUGAUUGUCAUCAGAGCCAUCCCAUUCAACAAGUCCAGAAGCUGA